GCGUUAAAGGGUCUCGUCAAGAUUGUUAUUAGGUCACUCCCGCCGACACACGGAAACAUCGUUUUCGUUUUGGAGGGACAAACCUGCUCCGAAGUCCAAAUGGCGAACAUAUUUCCCCAAACUCGACGCAGCCAUUCUUGUCUGAUGCUCGCGGGGAAUUAAGACUCGCCGUGAAUGAGAUAUCCAGACCUCGUUCGUGCAGCGGAAGUUUCUGUCACCGAUUUAUUUUUCUCCCAAGAGGGUUUUUGAAUUGCAGCCUGCUAGCAUGGACGACGACCACCAAGUACCUGACGACCUUUCGGGGGAGGAACGAGAUGAGCUGAGCAACAUCCGACGCAGGAAAAAGGAACUGCUGGAUGAUAUUGAACGGCUGAAGUUCGAGAUAGCCGAGGUAAUGACGGAGAUCGAGCAGCUUACCUGCGUGGGGGAAAGUAAAACCACACAGAGAAACAAACAGAUCGCCAUGGGGAGGAAGAAGUUCAACAUGGACCCUAAAAAGGGGAUCCAGUUCCUCCUGGAGAACGACCUUCUGCAAAACACCCCGGAGGACAUCGCCCAGUUCCUCUACAAAGGCGAGGGGCUGAACAAGACAGUGAUCGGGGACUACUUAGGGGAACGGGACGACUUCAACAUCAAGGUCCUGCAGGCCUUUGUGGAGCUGCACGAGUUCGCCGAUCUCAACCUCGUACAAGCCUUGAGGCAGUUCCUGUGGAGCUUCAGACUUCCUGGUGAAGCUCAGAAGAUCGAUCGUAUGAUGGAGGCGUUUGCUUCCAGGUACUGCCAAUGCAAUCCUGGCGUUUUCCAGUCCACAGACACCUGCUACGUCCUCUCUUUCGCCAUCAUCAUGCUGAACACCAGCCUGCACAAUCCCAACGUGCGAGACAAGCCCCCCGUGGAGCGUUUCAUCUCAAUGAACCGAGGCAUCAACGAGGGCGGCGACCUCCCGGAGGAGCUACUCAGGAAUCUCUACGACAGCAUCAAGAGUGAACCAUUUAAGAUCCCGGAGGAUGAUGGCAACGACCUGACGCACACCUUCUUCAACCCGGACAGGGAGGGCUGGCUGCUCAAAUUAGGAGGCAGAGUGAAAACCUGGAAGAGGAGAUGGUUCAUCCUGACUGACAACUGUCUCUACUACUUUGAAUACACCACGGACAAAGAGCCUCGUGGGAUUAUUCCCCUGGAGAACCUCAGCAUCCGAGAGGUGGAGGAGCCCAGGAAGCCCAACUGCUUCGAGCUCUACAACCCAAACCACAAGGGCCAGGUCAUCAAGGCCUGCAAGACGGAGGCGGACGGCCGCGUCGUGGAGGGCAACCACGUGGUCUACCGAAUAUCGGCGCCCACGCCGGAGGAGAAGGAAGAGUGGAUUAAGUCCAUCAAGGCCAGCAUCAGCAGAGACCCCUUCUACGACAUGCUCGCCACCAGGAAGCGACGCAUCGCCAACAAGAAGUGAACGCCGGCUCGCCCGUGACCACAUCGAGCCGCACGGCGCGCCGCAAACUGCAGACCAGCCUCAAAGAAAAGAGGGCCUCCGACUGUGGAGGUCAGCACGUGUGUGUGUGGACUUUUCCUGCACGCUGCUCACCUGGUUCAGGUGCACAUGCAUGUGUGUGUGUGUUCGUGUGUGUGUGUGUGUGUGUGUGUUGGAGAGAGA
Molecule: messenger RNA, 1651 nt
Organism: Nerophis lumbriciformis (worm pipefish)
Lineage: Eukaryota; Metazoa; Chordata; Actinopteri; Syngnathiformes; Syngnathidae
Gene: cyth3b
Product: cytohesin 3b
Biological process (GO): regulation of ARF protein signal transduction
Molecular function (GO): guanyl-nucleotide exchange factor activity
Source: RefSeq, a predicted model, not a curated record